Cylindrotheca closterium is the source of this 1680-nucleotide messenger RNA. Lineage: Eukaryota; Bacillariophyta; Bacillariophyceae; Bacillariales; Bacillariaceae. The record is from the annotation of a GenBank genome assembly.
AUGCUGAGACGAAGAACCAGUGGAUUGAUUGAUGACGACAAUGACUCGAACAGCAGUAAUAGCGCUGAUAUAGACGAGAACAUUCAAGCAUCUCAUCCACCAGAUGAUGAUUCUUCUUUCAAAGAAGGAGGCAUCCUCAAACUUCCUCUCUUUGCACAAUUUUCACAACAACGACGGCAAGAUCGUCAGCUGUUGGAUAUCAACAAGAUCUUGCGUCACUUGGUGCAAGGUAAACUUUGGUGGGCCAAAUGUUUUAGUAUCUUUGUGGCUGCCACUUUGACGUAUACCUACAAGAAUGCUACUGCUGCUACUACUAGUACUACUACUCCUACUAAUACGACCAAUGUUCAGAUUGCCAUCAUGACGGUCAUCACGCUAGUGGCAGCAUCCCCAUUGUCAUCCACGCAAGUCAUUCCAGUGGCAAUUGGAGCCUUUGUCGGUGGACAAAAUAUCAUUGGAUCCACUGGGCCGUUCUUUCAAGAGAAUAAUACACAAAUACGUCCAAUCAACUACGCCUGGCUCCUAUUGUUAAGUAUUGUCGUUGGCUUGUGUUUUGUGGUAUUUGUGGAACGAAAGAUUUUGGAUGGUUACGCAGGACGCUUGGGAACGACCACAUUUCUCGGUAUGAAUAUAGUCAUGGUUUCCAUUUAUGGUCCACUGGGUGUUGUGGAUUGGGACCGCUAUUACUAUGGGUUCAGUCACAUCAUCCACGUGGCAGAAGAGGAUUCUACCUUGGACUGGGCGGAAGCUUGGUCUUGGACUGAAGAGGUCGAACUAGCAAUUGGAUAUGUCUGGGCCGUGAUAUGGCUUGGAUGGAUCUCGGGAGUCACUCGCAUUCUCCAUCAAGAAUACAUGCAGAAGUGGGACAGCAGUCAUGAAGUCAAUGUUGGUGUUCCAUUAGCAUCACCAUCACCAUCAUCAUCACCACGUCCCGUACCACUGAAUAAUGUGACGGUACCAGUAUUAUGGGCGUUGCUAAGUAUGUUGAUCAUCAAUGCCACCGAGUACAAACAUGCCAGUGGUUUGUACAAUGGAUUUGCGGUCGGAAGCUACGUUGGAAUGGCGUCGUUGCAAAAGAUUUCCUCCAUUUCGAGAUUCGCCUUUGUAUCCCUGCUUGCGUCACUUUGGGGAUUGGCGCUGACUCCAGUGUUUGUCGGAUUUGCGGGCAAGUCAGGGUUUACCGCCAUGCUGGGUCAUGCUACCUACGCCAUGAUGGAUACGGCGGUGGAAGGACUCCGAGGAUACCAAUCGGCCCAACAGCUAUUUGAAGGGGCCAUCGAAGAAGCAGAGGAAAACACUGCACAGAGACUUCAGCGCCAAGAAUCAGUGGGUUUGACAGCAGAAGACAAUAAGGAUUCAGAUCAAGAAGAAGAUGAUGCACAAGGCGAUGACGAUCCAUUGUUUCUAAAUCCCGACCUAAACAUCAGUCGAAAAUACAUCAAACCCAAAGAACCAUUUCUCACCAAACAACAACGCCGCCAGCAGCAAAGAUUGAAGCAUCUCCAACAGCAGCAGGGUAAAACUGAAAGUAGGAUGAAUAAUGAGACCUCCCAUAAUGGUAAUGGUCCGAAACUCCAUCACCGAGCAUGGACUACAGCACCGGGAGAGGAACCGUGGCAGCACCCGAUGGAAGACCCAGAUCAACCAAAUAACAACACGGGCCAACACAAUGUAGUAUAG